Molecule: messenger RNA, 4505 nt
Organism: Gasterosteus aculeatus aculeatus (three-spined stickleback)
Lineage: Eukaryota; Metazoa; Chordata; Actinopteri; Perciformes; Gasterosteidae
Gene: tex264b
Product: testis expressed 264, ER-phagy receptor b
Biological process (GO): protein-DNA covalent cross-linking repair; reticulophagy
Cellular component (GO): endoplasmic reticulum membrane; autophagosome membrane; nucleus
Source: RefSeq, a predicted model, not a curated record
UGCGACAUGGAUACGUUUGUCUUUUCCUUUUUAGUUUUACAAGUGUCUCUGUGACAGAGUCCCCCCCCCUGUGGUCGAUCUGGAUGGUAUCUCCCAGGAAGCACCGCGCAAUGUGUAAUAGCGAAAUAUAUUUCGAGGUAAUUCAAGUGAACAACUGAAAAUCAACCAAACGCGUGCUAAAACACGUGGUCUCCAUAGCGCCACCAGAUACUUUGUAAGACAAAACAAACAAAAAAACCCGGUGUCGAACGGGUUGAGAGGAAGUUAAUUGAAUAACGGCGGCCCGCCGCGCCGUCAAGCCGAUCAUGGCAGACUGGGCCGGACUGUGUGUGGCCACCAGCCUGCUGGUGGUCCUUCUCACCGCGGCCGGGUACGCGUUGUACUCGGGCCUCCUCUCCGACAUAACCGUCCUGACCGGUUCCCCCCCCAUCAAGAAGAUCACAUUCGUCUACAAGUUCAAAAAGGGUCCGUACGAGAGUUGCGGGGAACUUUUCAAGGAGUCUCGCGGUAUUGGACCGAAGCUUUCGCGUAUCGGAGUGUAUUACGACGACCCUAAAAAGGUGCCGGGACCACAGUGCCGCUCUGCCGUCGGCAGCAUUCUGAGCGAGGGGGAGGACCAGGCGGACGAGGAACUGUUGAGGAGCUACGAGACAUCUGGCUUCAAAGUCUUUUCCUUCCCCGAAGUCACGCACGUGGUCACGGCCUCCUUCCCCCACAGGACCUUUUUCUCCGUCCUCCUGGGAAUGAGAAGGGUUUACCCACGGCUAGAGGACCACAUCAAGGCGAGGAGGCUGUGUGCUCACCCGUUCCUCGAGAUCUACAGAGAGGGGCUGAUCCAAUUCAUGGCCCCGUUGGCCCGGCAGGGAGAUUUCUACGUGCCUGAAAUCCGACAGGCAGAGAGGAGGCUGUUGGAACGGGAGGAUUUUCACAGUGACUCCGAAGGCUCAGGUGCAGACUCCAACAGCGAGUGCAGCUCGGGGAGUGGGGUUCUCCUGUUGGACAGCAGAGAGACGUCCCCGGCGGCGUCCUCCGCCCGGGAUGACGAGCCUGACCGAGGCUUCGGAGGGAGAAGCUCCGGCGGAGCCUCGUUCCAAGAGCCGGACCGCGAGCGGCAGCAGCAGGCCGGGCGAGAGGAGCGGCCGCAUGGAGAUUGGGACGAGAAGGGCCCAGCGCCUCACCAGUGGUUGGGUGCCGUUGUGGGAGAGGAGUGAAAGUUCAGCCACAGACGAAAGAGUUCAGAUGAAGAUUUUUUUAAAGGAUGCAAAUCGAGACAAUUGAGAUGUUGAAAUGAUAAAAGUCUGUCUGAGUUCAUUUCUAAAAUGGGGAAAUGUGAAAGGGUAAUAUAAUACAUUUCUGCUUUUGUGAACGGAUCCAAUGAAAAGAACAAAACUAAUGCUGUGUUAAUUAAUACUCCCACUACAUUCAGACUUCUCUACCCUCGCUGCCCAUUUCGCUGCAUAGAAAAAUGGCUUACGUUACAGAAAGAGGAGUAAAUAGUGGAUUCGUUUGGAUUUGGUGCUCCAGUAAUAUGUGUGCAGCACCGAGUCUGAAUAAACAACGGUGCCCAUGUUCAUUAUGGGAAGGAACAUGUUUGAUGUGUUUCUAAUAGUCGAUGAACAAAACAGGAAGUCAAUGGAGAAUUUGGCCACACAGGGACUUGCUCAUUCCAUUGGAUCUGUUGAUAGUAUUACAAAAAGAUAUCGUGUAACCAGAUUUAUUCUUUUAGUCACCUUUUUAAAGUGAAUGCAUUUAGAUUUUUGCUGACAGAAGAAAACCGUAAUGCUGCAGAACCUUUUCAGGUAACCUGAGUGUCUUGAAUUUUUUUCUCACUGAAGUGGGGAUGUUCGUUAAAAUGAUACACGACUGAAUUGACUACACGUUCAAACAUUUUACUUGAAACGUAAUUUGCUGUUCGUACGCUGACCACCGCUCGCAUUGCUAACCGCAAACAUUGUGAAUCCUGUUUUUUGUUGUUUGACUUGUGGGGCUUGGUUUUAUUAUUUGAGGCAUUCCUGUAAGCGCGUAGAAUUAACAAAGAUGCUUCACCUUCUAUACCAAUUAUCCUUAGAGGGUCACUGGGGAGCUGGAUUCAACCUAGCAUGCACUGUUCUUUAUUAAUAUUGUGUGCGCUGUCAAAGUGUUACGUGUGUUUCAUUUGUGCGGUGUGUGUUGCCAUUGGUCUGUUGAUGAUGCACAUGUUCUGAUAUAUAAAAAUGGCUUCAUUUCCAAAGAGGAGGGUGUGACUGAAUGCAUAAUAACCUUUUGUGCCGUUCUCACGAGCACUCCAGGAUUAUUGUUGGUGUCUUGAGGAGAAAGAUGCCAUGUGACCACUAAUGUUUCACCAUCACUGAAAGCAAAUAUCUGUUAUUUUGCCUCUUACUUCCUGAAACGUUCCUCACACAUCCAUUGGCAUAAUAUUCUGUCGAGCUGUCAUAUUGUGUUACUUUCUACCAUCUGCUGUCUCUUUGCACAUGCUAAUUACCAGCUGCAGCAGCGGCCCUGGUAUAGUUUUUACCUUGCGAGUGUGUGUCAUCGUGACAAAAUGUGGUCCUGUAGAUGCCAACAAUAGAGGGAACUACCACAAAAGCCUUUUGCCAGCUGUUUAUAUUUGUCUGACAGAAUUGUCCCAACUUGGUAAGAUCCAAUUACAGAAAUGACGGAAAGUGCCGGUAAGGGUAAUAGUGGUCUGCUGGUCUUGCAGUGCAAUCAGAGGGGAGGAGUCUGAACCGGUUGCAUCCGGGGUAUGAAGGUCCGCAGUGACUCUCCUGUCCUGUUUAGUGGCCGAUCCGAACCUCGCAGUGAUGGAAGAGUUGGCUCCUCUGAGGUGCAGUAAAUGUCCCCGGUGAGUCGAGGCGAUGCAGCACGUGGUGCAGCCCCAUGUCGACUGCAUCAUCAUCCGCCGACGUAAAGGAGGGAGGAAGAGGACAAAAGGCCUUUCGCUUUAUACCCGUGGUCUGAUUUUAGUGUUGAUGCCUUUGAAAGAUGGUCGUUAGUGUCCGUUUUUUCUCCUUUUAUUUUGAUUGAGAAAAGCCUGGUUUGCACCCUUUUCAAGUGAGCAUCGUACGGCUUUUCUGAUCUGAAACUCCCAUCAUGCAACAGCUUCUCAACCAGACAAUUUCAGCCCUAAGAAAAAUCUGCAUAAAAGAGUUUUUUCUAAUGACUCUUGAGUACUAAGUAAUGAUUAGCAUUACAUACAGCCAGGCUGAGAUAUUCCAUUUAUGGAGAUCUUUUGCUGACUGACUGUGCAUUUGAGUCAUUUUUCCAGAUAAUCCCAUGUCAAACUAUGUUACUAUUUUUCAUGGAACUGUAAAGAAAAAAUCCCGUUACAGCAUCCCUCAUUCAUUCAUUUAUUUUGAUUGGAGUUGCCGAAGAGACUUAAUUGACGGCGUGCAAAGCUGUUACUUGACUAAUGUUCUACAAAUAAAAUGAUUUAUAGUCUGUGUUUACAUUUUUAAUCUAAAUGCUGAUGGCUGGGAAGAGGGUUAAAUUCCCAGACGAUUAAGUUAAACAAGAUGAAUGUGCUUGAAUGAGGCCCGGGGACGCUGCCUGUGUGCACAGCACUUCUCUGGGUCCUCGUCUCACGCACACAUCAGGUAGGAACUAAUCGAUGAAUCAUUUGUUGGCUUCAGGGAAUCAAACCCAUUGGUGUGGCAGUGGCUGCUAGGCCGACUGUUUUAACACAUUAAACGGUCAUUUUGUGUUAUUAGAACUUGUUGUAGUUUAGGAUCACUCUUCUUUUUGACAAUAAUCACUCUGCGGGUGCUCACAAAAGUAAUGGCUGGAAUCUGGGACUGCAGUGACGUUAAAGGGUUUAACUUUGACUUUACGGUCCAUGUCUGUUUUGUUUGGUGGACACAUAGUUAUGUUGUAAAAAUAGUUUUCAAAAUUGAAAGUACAGCUACUUUGUAAGUUUACCUCAUUUGACCAAAUGUUUGGCUUGUUGCUUGUUGUAUCUGAUCAGUUUCCCAACGCGUGUAAUUUUGUUUUAGCCAUUCUGCCAUUUAACAAAAGCCACAAAGAAAGCAACAGUCAGAGUAAAGUGCAUUGACCACCGCCUACGAACACAUGUUUCUGUCCUCUAUAAUUUCACUCCACUUUAAUUGGCAUGUUGCUAUCUAAACUCUACUUUCCGCCCACAUGCCCUCAACUAUUGUAAUGUAAACUACAAUUCUUUUUCAAAAGGAAAUUGGUCCCUUUGUGUUAGCAGAGGGAAUUACGCAACAAACAAGACCCUCUCGUCAUUUUUAAUUGCCAGUGUACACAGAAAAAGUUCUUCUUUUCUCAACUCCUAACUGCAAAGCAUCUAUUGUUAGUGCGGAUGUGAAACAUUUGAAUAGAUGUGUUAAGUAUACGCGUAGGUGAGAGGAAAGUGUGGUGAUGGCGACGUAGGAAAAGGUGAUGGCGCUCAUGUGAAGGUGACAAACCAGUUAGCGAUGAAGCUGAAUACAUACUGAAUUAAUUAUUGUGUUGCUUCCUGAAUUAAAAAAAAUGGUGCAACAGACUAA